This is a messenger RNA of Clarias gariepinus (North African catfish), 2778 nucleotides long. It is a transcript of the gene cd248b, whose product is annotated as CD248 molecule, endosialin b. Gene Ontology annotation, cellular component: external side of plasma membrane; extracellular matrix. Lineage: Eukaryota; Metazoa; Chordata; Actinopteri; Siluriformes; Clariidae. The transcript has a single exon. Gene Ontology annotation, biological process: cell migration. The coding region runs from base 147 to 2198 and encodes 683 amino acids. Gene Ontology annotation, molecular function: extracellular matrix protein binding; calcium ion binding; extracellular matrix binding. The record is from RefSeq and is a predicted model, not a curated record.
UCUCUCCUUUGCUGACAGGCUGCAGACAAAAGUGCUGAGACCAGAGCUUUAGGGGAUCGCAGGACCAGUUGCAAAAGCUAGGUCAAUGCUUAAAGAAAGCAGCAAAAAAAUUUAUAGAAAAAAAUAGAUUGCCAGUUGAACAAAGGAUGAAUGCAGACCUGGAGGAAAAUCGGUGUUUGAGAAAGAUGAGCCGUGGUGCAUACCCUCUUCUUUUACUUGCAGUGCUAUUGAUUUGCCUGCCUCAUGUAAUUUUGGGUCAAAACUUGCAGGAACAGGAUGGUUUAUGCAAUGCAGAGGGAUGCUACUCGGUUCACUUCCAGCGCAAGACAUUCCGGGAGUCCUGGAGAAGUUGCAGGGAUAGAGGGGGCACUCUGGCUGUGGUGAAGCGAACAGAAGAAGCAGCGUUGAUCCAGGACCUGCUGAAUGCUGGGGAGCGCCACGGUCCUCGUCCCAAACUCAGGCUCUGGAUUGGUCUCCAGAGGCAGCCUCGACAGUGCUCAGCUACACGUUCUCUGAGGGGCUUCACGUGGAUCACAGGAGAUCAAGAAACGGAGUACACUAAUUGGCAACGUGAGGAAUUACCAGGUGCAUGUACUGCCCUUCGUUGUGUAGUCAUUACCUACAAUAUUACAGACAAGAGUAACAGUGACCAGAACAACUUUAAGUGGCUGGAUGGUUCAUGUAUGAUUGCUGUGGAUGGUUUCUUGUGUCAGUACACAUACCGGGGAAUGUGUCCAGCUCUGCAGAGUGAAGGAAAGGGACCAGCACGCUACACCACCCCUUUCAAUCUGCUAAGUACCUUGCUUUCCCACAUCCCCUUUGGAUCUGUGGCCACUCUACCUUGUCCAGACGUCACCGAGGGAGAUCAGUCAGUGCUCUGUAUGCUACACGAUGAUGGAAGAGUGGGAUGGUCGAAAGAUGCACCGCUUUGCUCUGAUGCUCCAAAGAACUUGUGUGAGCAGGACAAUGGAGGUUGUGAGCAGUUCUGUGUGGGAGCAGGUUCUUAUUAUCACUGUGAGUGCUCAGACGAGUUCAGGUUACGGGAAGAUGGGCAAACCUGCCAGCCCUUGGAUCCAUGUCAGAGUGCUAACUGUGAGUUUGACUGUGAGCCCAGUCCUGGGGGAUACCACUGCAAGUGUCCAGAGGGGUACCUCCUGUCACAGGAUGGUCUACAUUGCAUUGAUAUUGACGAGUGCUCACAAAACCCAUGUCCUCAGGUUUGCGUCAAUGCACCAGGAACGUUCGAGUGCCGCUGCAAUGAAGGCUAUCAGCUGUCUGAAUUUGGUGAGUGUUUGGAUGUGGAUGAAUGCAAUGAAGGCAAAUGCGACCACUCCUGUGAGAACUCCCCAGGAAGCUAUAUGUGUCUUUGCCAUGUAGGAUUCGCCGCAACAUCUGAUGAUCCAGAACGUUGUGAAGAUAUUAAUGAGUGCCAAUUCACUAGCACUUGUGAGCAGAUAUGUGACAAUUAUGAAGGCGGAUUUGAGUGUAGUUGUGAGGCAGGCUAUGAGUUGCAGCAGGAUGAGUAUUCUUGCUUGCUUAUUAAAGACACAGCUGAGCAUUACACAACUGCUGAGACUGUUCAUGCAACAAAACCUGUUUGGGAUGACUCUGGCAACACACAUGAAACCGUGACUGAUAAUAUUCCUCUGGAGUGGCAUACUGAACUUCCCACAGGGUUAGACUGGUUUACAGACAUACUACAGGAGAACUACAUUACCUCAUCAGUACCUAGCUGGACUGAGCAAACCCCGCAUUCCUCACCAUCAGAUUGGUUAAGAGAUGCUACAACAUCAAAUAUUCCAGUAAAUUCCAAUGCUAAGGAUAAAAUAAACAAGUUGAUGGAUGAGAGCAGAACAUUAUCAAAAGAUGAAAGCCAUCAACCUUCAACUUUUUCACCAAAAAGGAAAGGGGAUGCUGAUAGGAUCACUCCUGUGACGCAUCAAUUCCCUGAGGAUAGUUUGCCAUCUUCCUCCAGCCAAGAGCAGAAUCCAGGUGGCAAAAAGAAGCAUGACAGAAGCUGGUUGCUGGUAGCGCUACUAGUUCCUCUCUGUGUGUUUAUCGUAGUCAUGCUAGCACUGGGCAUUGUCUACUGUACAAGCUGUGCUGUUGAGCCACGCGACAAAAACGUAUCAGACUGUUACAGCUGGACCACCAACUCUAAACCUGCUGAAUCAAAUGAUGCAAAAUCUCAGGCUUGAGUAUUCUGCACAGUACAACUGCCCCAAACAUGUCUGACUGUUUCUCAUUAGGUCAUUUCGGUAAUAUGUGCCAUUCUAAGAAUUCCAGGUUUGGACUGUUUUGAGAAAGACAUCAGAAAUCUGUUUUGAAAUGUGGAAACAAAUAAGAAAUCUCAAUGCAGUCACAUUUUUUAUUUGUAUUUCACUGUACAAUUAGAGACUCCAAAGGAAUUAGUGCUGUGUUGUUUAUACAUCCUGGUGCUACACAAAUCUCGUUUGUAGAUUUGACUGUGCUUUUUUUUUUUUUACCAUAACCUUUUUUCCCUAUCAAAAAAUAUUGCUUAUGUUCAUGGUGUCCAACAUUUUGUAAUAUAUGUACAUUCAGUGGCAUGUAUUUUGAUUUUAAGUGUUUGAUUAUUAUAUACAUUUUUUAUCAAUUACAAGCAGUGAAAUAUUUCAUUCGGUUCAAAUUAUUGUAAAGCAGUGUAUUGCAGAACAUAGUAUAUUGUACAGUUUGUCUGUGUGAAUUGGCUGUUUUUAAUCUGACAUGCGAUUCAUUUGUUUAUUUUUUAUUUUUUUGCAAUAAAAUCAAGUGUAAAGA